AUGUGGGGCCAAAGCAUUGCCCCCACCCAUGGUUGGCGUGAAAGCUGCCUUGGUGCUACCCGCUUGCCACGAGCAAAUGCGCUGCAGGAGCUGUUGGAGAUCUUCCCGGAGGACCGGCAAUCGAUGCUGAAGGUGGCGGGUGAGCAUGGCAAUUGGCGCGAGGUCUUGGCUUUGCACUUGCAAUCUGUGGAUGACAUGCCUGCUGAAGAAAGAGGUGAGUCAUACUGCAACACAGCACGAGCCUUGGUCGGUGCGCAGCAUUGGCAGCAUGCCUUAAGACUGAUUGGAGAUUUCCGCGAGCGGGCUUCCCCUGCACUGUUUUGGUCGGGAGAGGGCGACCGAAGCGUCUGCCAGCUCUUGCUUUCCAUCCAUUCCCGCUGGGGCAGUUGGAAGGAAAUCAUGGAGGUUCUGCAGGAAGCACAGCUGUAUCCAGAUGCUGUCACCAGUGAAGAUCGAUCUUGUGCAAUGCAAGCUUUUACGAAGCUGGGUUCCUGGCAAAGGGCUUUGCAAGUCAUGGCUGACAAGAGGGCGGCGAUUGAAUGUGACAAAGAGAUGUACAUCGUGGGCAUGAAUGCUUGGGUUUCUGGCUAUCACUGGAGAAAGGUCUUUGACAUGUUACAGCAAAUGGAGCAGGAAAACUUGAUACUUGACGAGCAGGUGUAUGGGAGUGCCCUAGCUGCUUGCUAUUCUGUGGCCAAUGGUGAUUCGCUUGAAGCCGCCUCAGCGGCGAAGGCAACCUCCCUCCUGCUGCGUGACAUGCGGCAAAGAGAGCUGGGGGUUACAAGAAGGCAAUGGGACAUGGCGAUUAUGGCCAAUGCCAGGGCGGGGGAUCCCGAAGAUGCUUUGCGUCUUUUGCUGGAAGUCCGAGACCAGGAGCCUGAGAAAGGGAGAGAGCCUGCGGAAUCUUCAUUCGAACACUUCAGCAGAAGUUGCAUGCGCGCGUUUCGCCGAGCAGGUCACUGGAGGAACACGUUAGUGCUUCUGAAGGAGAUGCCACCUGACACCAAAAGUUUCGAGGAGGCAUUGAAAGCGUGCGCUGAGAACGGGAAAUGGCAAUGGACCAUGGAACUGAUGCAGCAGAUGCAGGAGCUGUUUCUUCCGGUGGAACAGACAACCUACGCAUCGCUGAUCAUCGCUUACUCAGCAGCCAAACAGUGGCGCCCAGCACUCUGGACCCUUGAUGUAGCAGAGAGAGGAGGGCGGGUCGCUGAGGUUGGGCUGCAGACCGUGAGCCUCUACAACAAAGUUAUCACAGCCUUUGUGAAAGAAGCAGCGUGGCGAAAAGCCAUGUGGCUACUACAUGAUAUGCCUGAGCGACAGGUGCAGCCAGAUGUGGUCACCUACGGGGCGGUCUCCUGUGUUUGCAACCGCGCCAGGCAGUACCUGUAUGCGUUGCAGCUUCACGAAGAUAUGGUGCGAAAGGAUAUCGAUCCUGACAUCUCAUCCUUCAAAACAGCUGUUGCGGCGUGUAGAGGGAAGAUGAAAUUGUUGCUGCAAGCUGCGCCCGCGGAAAGCCGGCGCCAGAAGCUGCUAUGA
This is a messenger RNA of Cladocopium goreaui, 1536 nucleotides long. The record is from the annotation of a GenBank genome assembly. Lineage: Eukaryota; Dinophyceae; Suessiales; Symbiodiniaceae.